CCUUUGAACCUAGCUCUGAUAACGACAGGCAACUUUGAUUGGAAACAUGCAAAGAAGACGACGAUACCCAGAAGAUUCACAUUUGGUGAUGUGUGGGACCGAGUCUUCGUGACAGUGAAAGCUGCGAAGUAGUUACCCUAGGAUUGAGCUGUCAUGUUAGAGCCACCCCCACAUGCCCCGCGACUCGUGGCUUGUCGCUGAAACGUAGGCGGUGACGAAGCAGAGGCCACCGCCAAAGCUACCAGGCAGGCACCACCUCCAUUGUGCAUCACCCAUACCCUAUUUUGCCUACUGAUCCUUUUCUUUUGCGCGCAUUAUGUCUCUAGUAUCCGAGGCCAUCUGGGCAGCGUCCCCUUCCACGACGCGUGGACAAGCAACACCUCUGUCCUCAGACCCCAAGGGCGAACGUAUUGCCUAUGCCUCGGGCAAAUCCGUCUUCCUUCGCUCCAUCGACGAUCCGGCUGUUAGUAAACAAUACACGCAACACACAACACAGACGACCGUCGCCCGUUUCUCCCCUUCGGGCUUCUACGUUGCCAGUGGAGAUGUGUCGGGUACUGUGAAGGUGUGGGACUGUGCAGGUGAAGGAGCUACAAAAGGUGACUACCACAUCAUCGCUGGCCGCAUCAAUGACUUGGCAUGGGACGGCGACUCGCAGCGUAUCAUAGCAGUCGGCGAUGGCAAAGAGCGUUUCGGACACUGCAUUACAGCAGACAGCGGUAACAGCGUGGGUGAGAUCUCGGGACACUCUUCACAGAUCAACUGCGUCUCCAUCCGCCAGCAACGACCGCUUCGCGCCGCCACAGGCUCCGACGACACCAGUCUGGUCUUCUACCAUGGCGCUCCUUUCAAGUUCAACACCAGUCUCAGAGGGCAGCACAACCGCUUCGUCUUCGGCACCGCCUUCUCACCUGACGGCUCUGUCUUCGCUAGUGUUGGCGCCGACAAGCGCAUAUGGCUAUACGAUGGCAAGACUGGAGAGGCCAAGGGACAAAUUGGCGAAGGAAUACACACUGGCAGCAUCUUCGGCAUCUCAUGGUCCAAGGACUCGAGCAAGUUUGUUACAGCCAGCGCGGAUCAAACUGUCCGUAUAUGGGACCCUGAAGCGGGCAAGAACAUUCAGACCUGGAGGAUGGGCGAAGAAGGCGUCGCUAGUAUACCCGACCAGCAAGUCGGUGUGGUAUGGCCCACAGGCCGUAGCGACGGUUUGAUCGUCAGUGUAGACCUCGAGGGAAACUUGAACUACCUCGUCGACGGCAACCCAAAGCCAACGCGUGUCGUUCGUGGCCAUGCGAAGAAUAUCACAGCAGCAGCCAUUGCUGGAUCCACUUUCACCACAGGAAGCUACGAGGGCCGCGUCUUAGCAUGGGACACUACCACCGGAUUGGCCGACAAGGUCGAAGGCGCAGCACACUCCAGCUACGUCGCCGGCAUCACAACUUCCGACAGUAAGAGUGAGGCGGAGUUGUACAGUGUUGGUUGGGAUGACACGUUGCGUUCCAUGUCAGUUCCAGACAAGAUCUUCACUGGGGAGGCUCACGAUCUCAAGUUUCAACCCAAGGGCGUUGCUGCAACAUCGAGCACUGUAUUGAUCCUAUCGGCUGAUGCGAUAGCAAUAUACUCCAAGGGCGAAAAGGUUGGCUCGUUAUCAGUCAAGUAUUCGCCAACCUCAAUCGCGGCGCAUGGCUCUACUGUCGCCGUUGGCGGAGACGAUAAGCUCGUACACAUAUACACACUCUCGGGCACCGAGCUCAAAGACACAGAAACAGUGCUCCGCCGCGCAACCGCACCCAUCUCUGCACUUGCCUUUUCCGCUUCAGGAAAGAAACUAGCAGUAGGUGCUGGCAACGGCAAGAUCUACGCAUACGAGGCAGACGCAGACUGGAAAAUCAUUACAGACAGAUGGAGUGCACAUACCGCUCGCAUCACUUGUCUGGCCUGGGAUGAGAGUGAGAACUAUGCCGCAAGUGGUAGUCUGGAUACGAAUGUCAUGGUCUGGAGCACUGAAGACCCUGGCAAGCGUAUCAAGGCUCUCAAUGCGCACAAAGAUGGGGUCAAUGGUGUUGCGUGGGAAAAGGCGAACAAGGUGAUUUCGGCGGGUGGUGAUGCUAGUAUCAAGGUCUGGAGUGUGAAGGCGUGAAACGCCACCAACGUAGUGAGAAGUUGAGCAAAAGAAAUGCAAUGAUCGAUCAUGGUCUGGAUGGCGAUUCGUGAAAACUAAACUGGAAGCCGAUGGCGAGACCGGAUUGGAGUGUAACGGCUAGCUUUUGAAGGACGUCGAGAAAAGGUGAGGCGA
Alternaria alternata is the source of this 2296-nucleotide messenger RNA. RefSeq names its product tricorn protease domain 2-containing protein. Gene Ontology annotation, biological process: actin filament depolymerization; positive regulation of actin filament depolymerization. The coding region runs from base 317 to 2140 and encodes 607 amino acids. Gene Ontology annotation, molecular function: actin filament binding. The record is from RefSeq and is a predicted model, not a curated record. Gene Ontology annotation, cellular component: cortical actin cytoskeleton. The transcript is spliced from 4 exons. NCBI's taxonomy places the organism in Eukaryota, Fungi, Ascomycota, Dothideomycetes, Pleosporales, Pleosporaceae.